Mauremys reevesii (Reeves's turtle) is the source of this 3755-nucleotide messenger RNA. It is a transcript of the gene GALNT6, whose product is annotated as polypeptide N-acetylgalactosaminyltransferase 6. The transcript has 11 exons. Bases 258 to 2132 code for a protein of 624 amino acids. The record is from RefSeq and is a predicted model, not a curated record. Gene Ontology annotation, cellular component: Golgi apparatus. NCBI's taxonomy places the organism in Eukaryota, Metazoa, Chordata, Testudines, Geoemydidae.
CUGUGCCCGGCGGCGGCGGCGUUUCCCCGCUGCCUCCCCCGCGCCCGAGCCCGGGCAGGUGAAGGGCCUGGCCCCGCCCCCGAGCCGGGCUGGGCCACCUGGCGCGUCCCGGCUGCUGCAGCCGCGUCCCGGGGCUCGGAACCUCCCCGCCCAGGUUAGGAACAAGACAUCAGAUGGCCAUGGAAUAGCCCAAGAAUGUAAAGCCCUGAAAUGCACAUAGCUCUAAUUUAGCGGGGACUUUGGAAGCAUCCCUGAAGAUGAGGCUAUUCCGACGAAAUUAUGGCCCAUUGAAGCUGGCUUUGGUGGGUGUGGUCUUUGUGAUCUUCCUCUUCAUAAUACAGAAGGAUGUCGGGAAUGGGGACCACACCGAGGAGCCCUGGCUGAAAAACAUUGUCGAGAGGAAAGACCAAGUGAUUGACAUGAUGAUGGGGGCAGUAAAUAACAUUCGCGACUCGAUGCCAAAGCUACAGAUCCGGGCUCCGGUUCAGCAAGAGGUACCUUUGCAAAGCAGCAAGUCCUGCCUUCCAGGCUACUAUACCCCAGCUGAACUGAAACCACUGAUGGAACGACCGCCCCAAGACCCCAACAGCCCAGGAGCUGAGGGCAAAGCUUUUAAAAAGGACCAGUGGACACCGCAGGAGACCAAGGAGAAGGAACGCGGCUAUGAGAAGCACUGCUUCAAUGCCUUUGCCAGUGACCAGAUCUCUCUCCAAAGGGCGCUGGGACCUGACAGCCGACCUCCAGAGUGCAUUGAUCAGAAGUUCAAGCGCUGCCCGCCGUUGCCCACCACCAGCGUCAUCAUCGUGUUUCAUAACGAGGCCUGGUCCACCUUGCUCCGCACCGUGUACAGCGUCCUGCAUUCCUCCCCUGCCAUCUUACUGAAGGAGAUCAUUUUGGUGGACGACGCCAGCACAGAUGACUAUUUAAAAGACCAACUGGAUCUCUACGUGAAGCAGCUGCAGAUAGUGAGAGUUGUGCGGCAGCAGGAGAGGAAAGGGUUAAUAACUGCACGACUACUCGGCGCCGGGGUGGCGAGCGGAGAGGUGCUUACUUUCCUGGAUGCUCACUGCGAGUGUUUCCACGGCUGGCUGGAGCCUCUCUUAUCCCGUAUCGCAGAGGAACCCACUGCUGUAGUGAGUCCAGACAUCACCACCAUCGACCUGAAUACCUUUGAGUUUUCCAAGCCAAUCCAGUAUGGAAAGCAACACAGUCGGGGAAAUUUUGACUGGAGUUUGACCUUUGGGUGGGAGGCCAUUCCUCCUAAGGAGAAGCAGAGAAGAAAAGAUGAGACCACCCCUAUCAAGUCUCCUACCUUUGCUGGUGGCCUCUUUGCGAUCUCCAAGUCUUAUUUUGAACACAUUGGUUCCUAUGACGACCAGAUGGAGAUCUGGGGUGGGGAGAAUGUGGAAAUGUCCUUUAGGGUUUGGCAGUGUGGUGGCCAGCUGGAGAUCAUCCCCUGCUCGGUGGUUGGGCACGUGUUCCGCUCCAAAAGUCCACACACUUUCCCAAAAGGAACUCAGGUCAUCUCCAGGAACCAAGUGCGCCUGGCGGAGGUCUGGAUGGAUGACUACAAGGAAAUCUUCUACAGAAGAAACCAGCAGGCCUCGAAGAUGGCCAGAGAGAAAACGUACGGCGACAUUACAGAACGGCUCAAACUGAAGGAGCAACUGCACUGUAAAAACUUCACCUGGUAUCUACAAACUAUCUACCCAGAGAUCUUCAUCCCAGAUUUGACUCCAACCUUCUACGGAGCAAUUAAAAAUGAAGGGUCAAAGAAUUGCCUGGAUGUCGGCGAGAACAAUCACGGAGGGAAGCCACUGAUCAUGUACCCAUGCCAUGGGAUGGGCGGCAAUCAGUAUUUCGAAUACACGUCCCAGAAGGACCUGCGGCACAACAUCGGCAAGCAGCUCUGCCUCCGAUCUGGCUUUGGGCCGGUGGAGCUGGGAGACUGUCACUUCACAGGAAAAAACUCACGUGUUCCAGGAAAUGAAGAAUGGGAACUGACCCAUGAUCGUCUGAUUAAAAAUGUGGCCUCUAACAUGUGUUUGUCGGCAAGAGAUGAGCAUCCAUCUAUGACUUCCUGUAACCCCUCAGAUUCUUAUCAGCAGUGGUUCUUUACCGAAGACGUAUAGUGAAGACAAAACCAGUGUCAGCAAGAAAUGUGCCAGCCCAUCUCACUUUGAGAUCUUGAUUCCAAACUGCACUCAGGAAAACAGAAGCUAAGACUCUCUCCUUUUAUUUAAAAGAAGCUAACGUCUUAAAUAUGCUGCAUUUCACAGUUGCCUUUAAUUCUACUCUGUGCCUUUGGGAUAAGACUGUGUAAUACGUGGAGAUUUUUGUACCACUUUUUCUAAGAGACUAAGCAGACUUCUCGUUUGCAGCCUACGUGAGUGUCAUAUUGUAACAUAUCCAAAGAUAAAUAACAUGGGACCAACUACAUCCAUAAUUGCAUGAAUGAUCAAUCCCACGUCCUAAGCCCCGGAAAAUUGGACCACAACCAGUCAGAAUGCAAGAGAUGAGACUGAAUACAACACAUGUCGCAAAGAAGCAGUGCCAGCUGGCCUCUGAAUAUGUCUCAUGCCAAAGAUAGUAUCCGGUGUCCUCUAGUUAUCACAUAGGCUUGCAUGCAAAGGCAGAUCAGGAUGCUGCAAGAAGAAAUUGCAGCGUCACGGUCAGGAGAGCAUGUUCGUGCUCUCUAGCACAGGCUCUUGUUUAAUGAGAUUUUUUAACCCUGAAGAAGGAGAUAAGUGUGUGCAUCUAAAACAUAACACCAGGGUGCAUUGUUGUGCGAAAUCCCAGCCUGUUGCACCGAAUGAAACCUGUGUGUUGCCUAGGAAGCUCUUGCCAGCACAAGGAGAUAGUAGUACUAAUUGUGUUGCAAAUAAAAAGGACUUUCUGUGCAGUUAAUCCCCCAAAGGAGAGAUGGAUCGUCAUUUACUUGGCCCAUGCAGGGAAGUGGCCUGGUGAUGGUGCUGCUGAGCAUAGACUAGCAGGGGAAAGCCUGAUACGAUGGCAGUACUGCUUGAGAGAUGGGUACUCUGAACCUGCGAGAUCAUGGUGGUGGUUGGAAUGAAGAUUAUGGAAUUAGCAUGCAGAGUAUGGGAGGAGGAUUUUUUUUUAAUCACUGGAUCAGUGCACAUGCAACACAGAUCCUGAGAUCCAGCAAGCUCAUGGCUUUUGAUUUCCUUGUGCAAUGAAGUAAUACUACCAUCUUUAACUUAGAGCGUGUGCCAGUCGAGGGACAUAUGUAGUGCCACUUUUAUCCUGGGCUGUCUGCUUCACUUUCGUGCUUGGGUUUUGGUACUUUAUAAAAAUCUGCAUCCAAGUAACGCCUCCGAUGACUCAUCCCCCACCCAUAGACAGUUUAAAUUAAGCAGUACGCAAGCAGAGUAACUGGUUUUUACAGGAUAUGCUGCUGCAAAUCCAGGAUGCUUGCAGUCUUCAGAAUGUGUGUGUGGAGGGCAGAGGGGAUUUCUUUACUGGAGGGAUUAGGUUAAACUCUGAUGCUGAUCCCCCUGUCUCCUGUACUAAACUGUGCAGCUCGUUUCUCUACCAUUUUAGCAUCUUGUGGAAAGAUGGCCUAGUAGGAGAGUGAAUGUAAGCCCUUUUUUGAGACUUGAAUACUGUAGUUUACAUUAGUUUCUAAGCAAUUCCAUUUCAUUUUAAUUGAAAAAUCUUCCUGGAAAUGGGGGAGACGACCUACCUUUGGACAUGUGACCCGAACCUAAAAUAAAGAGAUGUUCUAUUUUACAAAA